GGGGCAGUCUGCAGAGGCUUCGAAACAAGGUAAUCACAAAAAGAAAUUUAUACAAUGCCAGACUGCAUUGUAAUCGGUUGCACCAGCGCAACAAGAAAAGGUCGACCUCAACCAAAUGUUAGUUUCCAUGUCUUCCCAAAGACACAUGACAAAAUAAGGAUUUGGCUACAACAAACAAAUCAAUAUACUCCGGAGCAAUUAGAACCCAUGGUUCAAAGAAUUUUUGAUACGAACAAAACAGUCAAAUACCGUAUGUGUUCAAGACAUUUUCAUCAGGACUGUUAUUACUCUCAUGGUGUCAACAAAAAACUAAAAGCAGAUGCUGCUCCUACAAUUUUUCCAUCACGUAUAACACAUUCAGAAACAACGACUGAUACUUCUCUAAAUGAUCCUAGAAUAUGUCCAUUAACAUUAUCUGAAGCAAUAGCAUCAACAUCUAGUGCAUUUAUUAUUGAAAACCAACCCAGAAUAAAUGUAUGUCAUGCAUGUGGUCACCGAACAAAUGUAACUUUAGAUGACGCUUCGACAAAUACUGUAGAAAUAUAAAAAAUUGAUAACUCGACCUCUUUUGACCCAUUUCUUGGAACACGAAGUUCGAGUGUGCAAACAUUAAAAACAAUCCGAAAUCAAUCCAAAGCUACUAGCACAAGAGAUUACUUCAAAAAAAAGGACCAAUAUACGUGGACAAUGGGAGACAUGUCAGCAGAUAACAGUCUUCAAGGGAGCAUUGCAUCUGUACAAGACCCAUCAUCCAUUCCGGUUCCAGAAAUCACAAACUGUGGAUAACAUUCAAAUAAUCCAUCCAUUUAUUGAUAUUGAUAAUAGAGAUAACAUUAGUACCAUAUCAAAUGUCGAUCCUUUAAUUGAUAAUUCUCUAAUCGAACACAAUAUAGAUAGUUUAGACAUAUCUAAUGUUGAAGAUAUGGACGUCCAGUCUAAAGAUCCGACUUACAUUCCCGAAACAACGGAAGAAACACAAGAAGAAUAUUCAAUUUUAGAAGAAGUAACUAAACAUCUAGUCUAUGAACCAAAAUACAUUGUAUUUGAAAGAUCCUUAGAUGAGCUUAUAAAACUCAUACCUUGCAGAUUUGAAAAACCUUGUUCCGCACCAAUGAUGUCUGUACAUAAGAGUAAUUGGGACUUUACUGAUUGUUACUGGUGAGUGUGAGGCUGGACAUAAUUCGACAUUAUGGUGUAGUCAACCCACUAUUGGCCAAAAACCCGUUGGAAAUAUUUUGGCUUGUUCAUCUUUACUAUUCACCGGUAAUCAAUUUGAAAAAAUCAACGAUUAUUUCAAAUAUUUUGGAAUUUGCUUUCUUUCAAGACAGACAUUUUGUAACUAUCAGAAAAACUUCCUUUUUCCGACAGUUGACACAUUUUGGAAAAAUGAAUGUGCAAAAAAUAUUGAUAAUUUACAAGGUAGUACUUUGAGUGUCACAGGGGAUGGGCAAUGUGAUAGCCCCGGAUUCUCCGCAAAAUAUUGUAUCUAUACGAUAAUGGAGGACCGUUCCAAGAAAAUUUUGGAUAUACAAAUUGUUCAAGUAUCAGAGGCAUCCUCAUCAGUAGCUAUGGAGGCAAAGGGUUUCCGGCGUGCUAUCAAUAGCUUACUUUCCAAAGGAUUAUUAACAGUGGUAGUUGCAACUGACAGGCAUGUCAGCAUACGUAAAAUCAUCAGAGAGGACUAUAAAAAUAUAAACCACCAAUUUGACAUCUGGCACUAUACAAAGAGCCUUAAAAAAAAAUACAUAGUGUUGGAAAGAAAAAAAAAUGUGCUGAACUAACAAAAUGGGUACCAUCUAUAGCUAACCACUUAUGGGCUUGCAGCGUGUCCUGUCAGGGUGAUACAGAUAGAAUGGAGAAAUUAUGGAAGUCGUGCCUCUACCAUGUUUUGAACAUCCAUUCAUGGGAAGAAAAUGGCAUUGAAUACAAAUGUAACCACGGAGAAUUGCAAUUGGAUAAAGAUCAACCAAGAAAAUGGCUAAGCAAACAAUCUGAGUCAUUCCAUGAAUUGGAGAAGAUUGUUUGUGAUGCACAAAUGAUAAAAGAUUUAAAACAUCUGAAUCUUUUUUGUCACACAGGAAAGCUGGAAGUAUUCCACAGCUUCGUCUUGAAAUAUCGUCCUAAAAGGAUUCAUUUCAAGAUGGAUGCUAUGGAGGCUAGAACUAAACUUGCAGCGCUAGCAAACAACAGAAAUUCCCAUCGUGUACAAGCAAAGGUGAUGCACCCAACUCCAAACAGUGCUAGUUAUGGGGAUUUAAAAUAUCUAUCUUACUUCCCGAAGAGUAAAAAACAAUGGAUGGUUCGACCGGUGUAUGAGGACAUGGACUUGUCUUACAUAUUUGAAAUGAAUAUUGAAGUGCUUGAUUUAAUUGAAGGAAAAUCAACUCACUCCUGGGAAUCUAGAAACGUGCAAUUACCUCCGAACAUUGCCUCUACUCCAAAACCAGAAAAAAAAUUAUUGAUUCAAAAACAUCAAUCCAGAUUUUGAAACAUUUAAGAUUCACUAACACAAUAAUCAGACAUUUAACAAUCAAAAAAUAUUGAUGUACCAAAAAAAAA
Molecule: messenger RNA, 2559 nt
Organism: Bombina bombina (fire-bellied toad)
Lineage: Eukaryota; Metazoa; Chordata; Amphibia; Anura; Bombinatoridae
Exons: 2
Coding region: 1853-2488 (211 amino acids)
Source: RefSeq, a predicted model, not a curated record